This is a messenger RNA of Colletotrichum spaethianum, 2757 nucleotides long. Its product is annotated as nucleoporin NUP84. Gene Ontology annotation, cellular component: nuclear pore; nuclear pore outer ring. The transcript is spliced from 3 exons. The record is from RefSeq and is a predicted model, not a curated record. Lineage: Eukaryota; Fungi; Ascomycota; Sordariomycetes; Glomerellales; Glomerellaceae. Gene Ontology annotation, biological process: post-transcriptional tethering of RNA polymerase II gene DNA at nuclear periphery; regulation of DNA-templated transcription; mRNA export from nucleus. Gene Ontology annotation, molecular function: structural constituent of nuclear pore. The coding region runs from base 1 to 2757 and encodes 918 amino acids.
AUGGACGGACCGCUUGGGCCCGAGGUCGAAGUGUUUGCAAAUGCACUCGAUGAUUGUCUCGCACCUCAGGGCACAGUCGAGGAGAAGCAGACAAGGAUUCUGGGCCUGGUGGAUGCGUACUAUGACUAUGCCGACGAGACUCUAGCGCACUUGCGCAAACAGGCUCGGCAGGGCUCAGUUGGCGAGACCGAAAUGGACUUGGACGACGACGAAGACACAGAGCCUGCUGCAAGCCUAGAAGAAAUUCGAAGAUGGGAACAAGAGAAACAGACGUGGGAUCUCAUCCGUCGCCUGAUCCCACUGAGAUAUCCUGCACCAAAGGCUACUGACAAACGGACAACGAGCGUCACGAACAAGAGCGGAGAGGGCAACGACCUCUGGAGCGCGUUCCUUGCAAACGAUCAGCUGGCCGUCGAGAGAAAGACCAUUCUCGAAUGGUUGCAACAGAGCGCAAGGACUGGUCCCGAUCUCGACGACUUGGUCCGGGAGCUACAGCAGAAUGCUGAUAGAGGAGACAUCAUUGCACAUGGCUGGAUACACACAAGGUCUGCCAUUAAGCUGCAAAAGGGCGUUAUCGGUUCCGCGCGCCCCCUUGACGUUCAGUUCCCCGAAGUUGCACGGUCCCUUGUCAAUUCGGACAAGGCGCCACUUGUCGCCGAGUUAGACCCAGACUCUGUGACGAGGCAGGGUCGAAAGCUGGAACCGCAGGACGAGUACUUCGAGCGGGCUAUUUGGGUUGGCUGCUUCCAGCUUCUUCGGAGGGGCAGCAGUUUGAAGGCUAUAAGAGAGUGGUGCCUAGAGAGGACGGAAGUUUGGAGGGCCGUUUCCAUGUCCGCAUUACCCCUUGCUACGCAAAAUGGCGAGGUAAGCUUUGUGGAAGAUCCAUCAGCACUUGCGCUGUGGAGACGCAUGUGCUUUGCAGCGGCACGUCAUGGUGGCGCCGAUGAUAUCGAGAGAGCCGUCUACGGCGUGUUGUCAGGAGACAUUCCUAGCGUGCAAAAAGUGUGCAAGACUUGGGACGACUUUAUGUUCAUGCACUACAACGCUCUCCUUCGCACACAAUUCGACACAUUCGUUCUCAGCCAAUGUCCCUCCGAGACAGCAACAUCUCUUCGCUCAUCAUUCACCGCUUUCGACGCUGUACAAUACCAUGGCGACGCCACUACGCUGGAGCAACGUCUGAUCCAUAGCCUCGAGACCAGCCCUCACACGAGCAAGGAAGCCCUUGAGCCCGUCAAGGCACUUCAAGCCGCCAUCAUUUCCAAGGAGUUAGAGCAACACUUCUAUGAGCAGGGCGUGGCCAUCACACUCAAGGCCAAUUCUAAAGAGGCUUCCGCACUUAUGCCCGAUCAUUCCUGCCACGAGGUCAGCGUGAUACCGGAGAAGUUUGCUGACUUUGAGAAUCCUGGCCGUUUGCGACUUGCCGUCCAUGCGCUCAUCAUCUUUGGUACACUUGACAAGCUCGUCGACUCGCCGCCGAACUCAGCAACGAUGAGCUGGAGGGCCGAUCGCCGCGAAGUACAAGAGAAUACGAUUACGCUUUACAUCAGCUUAUUGCGUCUUUCGGGUUUGGAGGAGUUGAUACCCCUUUACUGCUCUAAGAUUCUCGACAAAAGAGCCCUCCAAGUGUUGAGCACUAACCUACUACCUAUCACUGACAACGAGGCUCGUCUAGUCCAGCUCAGUCUCAUCCGCAAGGCAGGACUAGAUGUGCUGGAAUUUGUCAAAUACCAACCAGCAUCCCUAUUUCGAAGUCUGGACGCUGAAACCGCCGAGACACAGGAUUUCCAUAUCUUGGACAACGGACCGCCAUCUCUCAAAUACGGCCGCUCGAUUAGGACAGACUUUUUUGGAGAAGACCCUGAUACCAUUGAUUCUAUCGACGAACGUCUGAUUCGCUCUCUGGAGUGGCUCCUGCUUGUCGACGAGGCUUGGCCUCAUGUGUUCUGCGUUGGCGUGGAUAUUUACAAAUACUUUCUCAGUUCGUUGCCACAUCAUGAUUCUGAUAUUCUGAGCAUUCGUCCGCUGACACAAGCUCACACGCGAACAGGAACUAUGCGUCUAAAUGCUGCCAGAAGUCUUGCCAGCCGAGUGUCAUUCAGCGCCAUCAUGCGGCAAAAGGUAGAGUUCCCUGAGCAGGACGAAAACGACCAUUGGUGGCCCGAGGAUGCAGAAUUCUGGGCUAGCCAGAUUGAAGUCGCGGGUGCGAAGAAUCUCUCGCCCAGCCAACUUGCUUUGGAGGCACGGGCAUUCCGCGAACUUGAGUGUCUAGUCAAGGCCUUGGAUACAAUGGAGACCAUUGCUUCACUAGCAGAGCUUUCAAAGGAGGACCCGUCCGUAAAGAGAGACUUCUGGACAAAGGUCGGAAACGAGGUCAAGUCUGCCAAGGAGCAUGUGCGGCCGUUGCUCAAGGAUUGGCUGCGGAGUCAGGAAGACGGAGAGCUGGAGGCGCUAAGGGACAUGUAUCUGCCUGAGACACUUCUCGCUUACAUCAGUACCCUUCAUUUCGCCGGUACGACUCUGACGAGGGACAACUUCCUGGAAUGCAUGGAACUGGCGGCCACUGUCGCCGAGAAGGACUCUGACGUUGCUGAGUGCUUCAUGAAGGCGAAUCGCAUGAAGGAACUAGUAGAAAGCUUUGCCGCCUGUAGCAAGGCUCUGGCGAUUGCGUCAGGCGAGAAGAAGGCGGCCAGUUCGAGCAGCAAGAAGCUACGCGAAAUGGGAUGGUCUCGAGAUCUCUGGUCAGUAAAGCAUUGA